CGGCAGACGUUUGUUGACAGCAACGCCGCUUAAGUUUCAUUUUAUWGUCUUGGUAAAAAUGGCAUCGUCCAAUUCAUAUAAACUCAGGUGCUCCAUCCCGGGCCACGAGAUGGACGUGAGGGGUCUCGCCAGUGCUAGUUUUCCCGAAGGAGCGUUCGUGUCUGUGUCCAGAGACCGAACCGGAAGAGUUUGGGUGCCGAACUCAAGGUCACGAGGACUGUGUGAGAGGGCUGGCAGUGAUCAGCAGCACAGAGUUCCUCUCCUGCAGCAACGACACGAGCAUCAGACGGUGGCAGGUGACGGGUGAAUGCGUGCAGGUCUACUACAGUCACACCAACUACAUCUACAGCAUAGCCGUCUUCCCCAACAGCCAAGAUUUCGUCAGCACGGGAGAGGACCGGACUCUGAGGAUAUGGAGGCAGGGGGAGUGCUGCCAGACCAUCCGCCUGCCCGUUCAGUCCGUGUGGUGCUGCUGCAUCCUGCCCAACGGCGACGUCGCCGUCGGCGCCAGCGACGGCGUCAUCCGUGUUUUCACGGAAGCGGAGGACCGCGUGGCUGCCGCAGAGGACCUGCAGGCCUUCGAGGACGAGCUGUCCAAAGCCACCAUCGACCCCAAGACCGGCGACCUGGGGGACAUCAAAAUGGAGGACCUGCCUGGACGAGAACACCUGGAUGAGCCAGGGAACUGUGACGGACAGACGCGAUUGAUCAAAGACGGCCAGAAGGUGGAGGCGUAUCAGUGGAGCGUCAGCGACAGCCGCUGGCAGAAGAUCGGUGACGUGGUGGGGGGCUCCAACCAGCAGACGUCUAAGAACGUGACGUACGAGGGAAAGGAAUACGAUUACGUCUUCACCAUCGACGUGAACGAGGGUGGGCCGUCGYUGAAACUGCCUUACAACGUGGCGGAGGACCCCUGGCUGACGGCGCACAACUUCCUGCAGAAGAAUGACCUGAGCCCCAUGUUUCUGGACCAAGUGGCUAACUUUAUUAUCGAGAACACUAAAGGUCACGUGGUGGGUCCGGCCCAGCCUGAGGGAGGGGAUCCGUUCACAGGAGGAGCUCGAUAUAUUCCUGGAUCCGCUGACGACGGUCAGACAUUUGGGGCCGAUCCGUUCACAGGUGGGGGUCGAUACAUCCCAGGGUCCAACCCCAACCCCGGCGCUCCUUUAGGCGGGGCUGACCCRUUCACAGGAAAAGGCGCGUACUCCGCCGGCUCCGCCCAAAAGAUGCCAACCAACAUCUACUUCCCCAAGUUGGACAGUGUGACCUUUGAGCAAGCCAACUCCUCUCAGAUUAUAGCUAAAUUAAAGGAGCUGAACAGCGAGGCCCCUCCGGAGCAGAAACUCUCUGACGACGUUGUGGAAAAUCUGGAGAGGUUGUUGUUGUCGGUUUGUGGGUCGAACUCAUCCCAGCCUCCUCCGACCAUCCAGCAGAUCGACGUCCUCUGGAAGGCGUCACACUGGCCUGAAGACAUCGUGUUUCCCGUCCUGGACAUCCUGCGGCUGGCGGUGCGCCACCCGCAGGUGAACAAGAGCCUCUGCGGCGAGGCGGAGGGCGUGCAGCUGUGCAACCACCUGCUGAAGCUGAUGCGUCCCGAGAGCCGCCCGGCCAACCAGAUGCUGGCGCUGCGCACGCUCUGCAACUGYUUCAGCAGCGGGCCCGGCCGCGCCCUCCUCAUGGCGCAGCGCGACACGGUGCUGUCGCGCGCCGUCGACCUGGCCGCCGUCCGCAACAAGAACGUCCACGUGGCCCUGGCCACGCUGGUGCUCAACUACGCUAGCUGCCUUCACAGCCAGCCCGACCUGGAGGCCAAGGCUCAGUGCCUGUCGGUGGCCAGCAGGGCCCUGGAGACCGUGCAGGACAGGGAGGCCGUGUUCAGGCUGCUGGUGGCCCUGGGGACCACUGUGGCCUCCGACGAGAUGGCCCGGGACUUGGCACGCUCCCUCGGCGUCGGCUCACAGAUUUCUAAAUACUCUGCCGUGUCGGACCCGUCCAAGGUGGGCGAGUGCUGCCGGCUGGUUAUGAAAGAACUCCACUGAGGUGUAUAGUUUCUAAUACUCCCCUGAGUCUGGUUGUGAGGGAGGGGAAAUACACUUGUAUGUUCUGCAAUAAAAAAAAACACGAAAAGAAAAGAAAAGAAACAAACACUUUCUAA
Molecule: messenger RNA, 2155 nt
Organism: Austrofundulus limnaeus
Lineage: Eukaryota; Metazoa; Chordata; Actinopteri; Cyprinodontiformes; Rivulidae
Gene: plaa
Product: phospholipase A2-activating protein
Biological process (GO): ubiquitin recycling; proteasome-mediated ubiquitin-dependent protein catabolic process
Cellular component (GO): cytoplasm; nucleus
Molecular function (GO): ubiquitin binding
Source: RefSeq, a predicted model, not a curated record